UUGGAGAACAGUCAGUUCCAGUACUGAUGCCACUCCCUCCCACUUGGGAUCCACAAAAUCUCCAGCUCAAAGUCCAAUUCUGCAUUCCCCACAUUGCAACACUCACACAAAGAUCCCCACCACAGUGCACUGGCGAGGAGAGGCUCGGAAACUCAGAAUCAGCAACAUGGAGUUGAUUGAGGAUUUCUCCCGUCCACCACUGGUGCCUGUGAAGGGCAUCCCACUCAUCAAAUAUUUUGCAGAGGCUAUUGGGCCAUUGCAGAACAUGACAGCCUGGCCUGAUGACUUGCUUAUCAGCACAUACCCAAAGUCUGGUACUACCUGGAUGAGUGAGAUCCUGGACAUGAUCUACCAGGACGGCAAACUAGAAAAGUGUCGCCGGGCCCCCAUCUAUGCCCGGGUGCCCUUCCUUGAGUUCAGGUGCCCAGGAGUUCCCUCAGGUCUUGAAUCUUUGGAAGAGACACCAGCCCCACGGCUCAUUAAGACACAUCUGCCCCUGUCCUUACUCCCUCGGAGUCUGCUGGAUCAGAAGAUCAAGGUGAUCUACAUUGCUCGAAAUCCAAAGGAUGUGGUUGUCUCCUAUUAUAAUUUCUACAACAUGGCCAAGGUACACCCUGAUCCAGGCACCUGGGAGAGCUUCCUGGAGAACUUCAUGGAAGGGAAAGUGUCCUAUGGGUCGUGGUUCCAGCACGUGAAGGAGUGGUGGGAACUGUCCCACACUCACCCUGUUCUCUAUCUCUUCUAUGAAGACAUGAAGGAGAACCCCAAACGGGAGAUCAAGAAGGUCUUAGAGUUUUUGGGGCGCUCUCUGCCUGAGGAGACUGUGGAUCUCAUUGUUCAUCACACAUCCUUCAAGAAAAUGAAGGAGAACCCCAUGGCUAACUACACCACUCUCCCCUCUGAAAUCAUGGACCAUGGUGUUUCUCCCUUCAUGAGGAAAGGUACCAUUGGGGACUGGAAAAACACCUUCACUGUAGCCCAGAAUGAGCGCUUUGAUGCCCAUUACGCUAAGAUGAUGAAAGGCUGUAACCUCAAGUUCCGUUGCAUCUGAAAUCUGAGCUAGGAGAAUGAAUGGGACUGAGGACAUAUCUGAACGAAGAUGAUUUUAUCAACAUGUGUCAGGAAAGCAAUGGAUCCGAGCACGGAAGAGGAACCCAAACACGCAAAAAAACAGAAGACAAACUGUAUUUUACCUGAAAAAAUAAAUGCCCUGGUAGCUGA
This is a messenger RNA of Onychomys torridus (southern grasshopper mouse), 1221 nucleotides long. RefSeq names its product sulfotransferase 1A1. Gene Ontology annotation, cellular component: cytoplasm. NCBI's taxonomy places the organism in Eukaryota, Metazoa, Chordata, Mammalia, Rodentia, Cricetidae. Gene Ontology annotation, molecular function: sulfotransferase activity. Gene Ontology annotation, biological process: sulfation. The record is from RefSeq and is a predicted model, not a curated record. The transcript has 9 exons. The coding region runs from base 167 to 1051 and encodes 294 amino acids.